UAUUUGACGGUUCCAUUGAGAACUGCGACUUAGUAGUACGGAUGGGGGUGUGGACCAGGAAUUAACGCAAGUAAGAAACAACAUUGCCAGCUUUGCAAGCCACGAAACUGUAAUAGUAAUUACAGAGACAUUGUAUAGCAAGUCGUUUCGUUGUGGCAGGACCGACGCUCUGGAGGCGCGGGGAAGUAGGAGCGCUCAUCUGGGAAGCAACUGAAAAAGUACCGUCACAAGAAGCUCACGCGGCCACAGGUAGCUCCGACGGCUGAUAUCAAAGUGCAUGUCAUGCGGGUAGCCCCGGACGGAGAUCGAUCCGUGUUUUUCUGCUGCUAGUUCUCCGUGGACUGAUCACUUCCCUGCCGUAUACCAGGAAACAAGCGACAGUCAUGUCUCGAAGAAAACAGAGCAAGCCGCGGCAGAUCAAACGUUCCAUCGGUGACCUGGACACAGGUGAGGAGAAUCCGCCUGACGAUGUCAGCCUAUCGGGUGAGGAGGGUGGAGCCUCGGACCAGGAGGACUCGGCAGAGCUGGAUGGCUGCAGUCCGCCGUCUCUCACCCCACUCUGCAGCGAAGAGCCCAAGACGCACGACUCUCUCCUGGGUCCUGACGAAGAGGAGGAGGAAGAUGAGGAGAGAGGCCCUACGCAGAGCGCUGAGGAGGAGGAGGAGAUGGAGACAGAAGGAGAUGGAGAGAUACACUGGAUAGGUCCAGAUGAGCUGGCGCUGACCGAGGGUGUGGAUGGCUUGAAGGUCCUGGCCAGCAGAGAUCUCCCCGCGGACACGCUCUGGGGCCCCUACGCUGGAACCAUCCAAUCAGAAGAGCCCGGGGACACGCACACCAAUGAGGGACCCGUGCUAACACUUCUUUGUGAGGACAUGGAGUGCUGGCUCAGUAAAGUACCAGUGACAGCUGAUCCCUCAGAAGCCAACUGCACCAUCUAUAGCCAAGGAGAGGAGCUCUUCUGCAAGCUGACACGGGAGUUGGCCAGUGGGGGCGCUCUGGUGGCCAUCCUGUCCUGGGCCCUCAUGCACAAGACUGUGGCCACACAGUCCCACAAUGCAUCUGUGAAGGAGGAGGCUACCUACCCGGCAGCUCUGCACACAGAGAUCCAGCUCCUGCCACAGCAGGCGGGCAUGGCCGCCAUUCUGGCCACAGCCGUCGUCAACAAGGACAUCUUCCCGUGUAAGGACUGCGGGAUCUGGUAUCGGAGUGAGCGCAACCUGCACGCCCACCUCAUGUACUACUGCGCCAGCCGGCAGAAGCAGCCGGCCGCCUCCUCGCCACCCCAGGACAAGGCCAAGGAGUCCUACCCCAACGAGCGCGUCUGCCCCUUCCCCCAGUGCCACAAGAGCUGCCCGAGUGCCAGCUCGCUGGAGAUCCACAUGCGCACCCACAGUGGUGAGCGUCCCUUCAUGUGUCUAAUCUGCCUGUCGGCCUUCACCACCAAGGCGAACUGUGAGCGGCACCUGAAGGUGCACACGGACACGCUCAGCGGCGUGUGCCACGGCUGCGGCUUCGUCUCUACCACGCGCGACAUCCUCUAUAGCCACCUGGUCACCAGCCACAUGGUGUGCCAGCCAGGGGGCCGCAGCGACGUCUACUCCCCCAGCCCCGGGGCCCCCAAACUCCCCCUAGCUGCGGGUCUGAGCCCGGGGGAUUCUGGGAUUGUUCUAAAGUGCCAGGUGUGCGGGGCGGCGGCUGACACCCCGGCCCUCCUCCAGCAGCAUGUGCGCACGCACCUGGAGGUGCGAAUGCCCGCCGAGCGCAGCCCCACGCCCCGGCAGGGCACCAACCACUCCACCGCCUCUGUCCAGCACCACCCCCACCAGCCACAGCCUCAGGACAGGGAGCCGGCCGCCUGCGUGCCCAGGCCCAACUCCUCCAGCCCGGGCACCAACGGGAGCUCCGCCACCCCCCGCGGAGCCUGCUCCCCUCCGGCGGACGGACUGGCCUCCAACGUGAGGGUCAAAGAGGAGCCGCAGUCGGAUGUUGAGCAUGAUUGCAGCGGUGCCGAGAGAGGCGAGGCCGAAGAGGAGGAGGAGGAGGAGGAGGAGGGGGAGAGGAGCAUCAGAGGUCAGGGAAGUCGUCAUGGGGAUCAUAGUGACGGGAGCACCUCGCAGAAGUCCACGUCCCCAAAGAGCCCCGCAGGGGUGGGCGUGGCAGUGAAGGCGGAGCCUACUAGCCCGACCCCUGGCUGUAGUCCAGCCCACACCAGCCCUGGCGGGUCAGCGCUGCCCGGCGGCGCCGUGUUCCUGCCGCAGUACGUGUUCGGCGCCGAGGCGGCCAUGAUGCCACAGGCCUCCGAGAUCCUGGCCAAGAUGUCCGAGAUGGUGCACAGCCGGCUGAAGCAGGGCCAAGGCCAGCUGGCCGCAACAGCGGCGGUGGCGGCAGCGGCGGCAGCGGCCGCCCAGCAGGGCUUUUUCCCGUCCGGCUCUCCCGUACCCGUCCACAAGGGGGCGACCUGCUUCGAGUGCGACAUCACCUUCAACAACAUCAACAACUUCUACGUGCACAAGCGCCUCUACUGCUCCAGCCGGCACCAGCAGAGCGAGCCGCAGGCCAAGGACGUCGCCUCGGCCUCGGCCUCGGCCGCAGCCACCCCUCCGUCCGGCGGGGCGUCCGGGGGCAGCCGAGCGGCGUCAGCGUCCCCCAGCGACACGGAGGCGGCGGCGGUGGGUGGGGCUGCGGAGGGCCGGGCGGUGGCAGAGGUGAAGAACGAGACCCACGGGGGGUCGAGGGAGGGAUGCUCCUCGUCCUCCGAGGGGGAGGGUGGGGGUGCGAGCGGUGGGGGCCGAGGCAGCGAGGGCAGCCAGAGUCCCGGCAGCGGUGGCGCCACCAGCGGGAGUGGAGGAGGUGGCGGUGGCAGUGGAGGUGGUGGUUCCGCCUCGGCGAACGAGGAAGCGGAGGACGACCCGACCCGCACCUUCUGCGUGGCCUGCAACAUCCGCUUCAGUCGCCACGACAACUACCUUGUGCACAAGCGCUUCUACUGCGCCUCGCGCCACGACCCCACGCACCAGCGCGUGCCGCCGGCCGCCAAGGCCGCUGCCUUCCUGCCGCAGCCCAUCCGCACGCGCAAGCGCAAGAAGAUGUACGAGAUCCACAUGGCGCGCAGCCAAGCGUUGGCAUCCAGCUCGCUGGCAUCCGGCUCGCCCGCUCUGCCAGGCCUGCCCGUCAAACAGGAAGUUGCGGCGGCCGCUACUUCCUCUUCCUCGUCCACGGGGCCCGCGCUGUCGCGUAGCGUCAGCCCCGAGGGCGAGGGUCCCAUCGACUUGAGCAAGCGGCCUCGCGUGCGAGGGGGCUCUAGAGGAUCAGGCGGCAGCGGCGGCGGUGGCAGUGGUCUCCCUGCGCUGCCCCUGUCCGACUACCACAAGUGCACGGCGUGCAGCAUCAGCUUCAACAGCAUCGAGAACUACCUGGCGCACAAGACCUACUACUGUCCGGCCACCACCCUGCAGCCGCACACGCUGGAGCAGCUGCAGCGCCUCAAGCGGCCCGCGUCCACCUCCCCCAAGAGCGUCCACUCCGAGGGACCCACCCCGCCCAAGGUGGCCCCGGCCGGGAAGGCGGCUCUGCUGGCGGGCACCGUCCCCGGUGCCCACCUCCCCUCGCUGUUCGCCCGGGCGGCCCACUACGCCCCGCACGCCGGGCGCACGCUGUGGCUAAGCUCCGCCCGCUGGGGUCGCUGGCCGCGCCUGCAGGUGUGCCCCUACUGUCCGCCGGGUCGGACGCUGACCUGCGACCUGGUGGAGCAUUUCCGCGCCGCCCACGGGCUGGUUCUGACCAUGCAGCAGCAUCUGCAGCAGCAGGCGGACGCUCAGGCGGCAGGGGACCCCGUUAGCCCCAGCUCCAACGCCAGCCCCAGGGACACCUCGGGCCCCAACACCGCCACCACGUCCCCCCGACCCAGCCCGCGCCCUCGGAGGGACAGCAUCAACGGGGGAGCACGCAGGGACGCCCCCGGCUCCCCGCCCUCGCCGCUGGUCAACGGAAGUCCCGCGGGAGUGGGCGGCAUUUCGCCCAAAGCGGCGGUCCCCCAGGCUCUCUCGCCCACAGGGGCUGUUCAGCUGACUGUCUCUCCCGUACCCGAGGCCCCAGGACUCAACCUGGCCCCACACACGCCCCCCGAAAAGCCCUUCCCUGUCGUAGGUCCCCCCCUUACACCGCUGGCCCCGCCUAAGCCUGUGGUGGGGGUGGGGGUGGGGGCGGUGGCGGUGGCGGCUGCAGGUGUAGCGGUGCUGCAGAACGGGAACACGCGCUACUGCCGUCUCUGCAACAUCAAGUUCAGCAGCCUCUCCACCUUCAUCGCCCACAAAAAGUACUACUGCUCCUCUCACAGUGCAGAGCAUGUCAAAUGAGCUCCACCCCUCUUCUGCCCCCCCU
Molecule: messenger RNA, 4380 nt
Organism: Alosa alosa (allis shad)
Lineage: Eukaryota; Metazoa; Chordata; Actinopteri; Clupeiformes; Clupeidae
Gene: zfpm1
Product: zinc finger protein, FOG family member 1
Exons: 9
Coding region: 384-4355 (1323 amino acids)
Biological process (GO): positive regulation of transcription by RNA polymerase II; megakaryocyte differentiation; negative regulation of transcription by RNA polymerase II
Cellular component (GO): nucleus
Molecular function (GO): RNA polymerase II-specific DNA-binding transcription factor binding
Source: RefSeq, a predicted model, not a curated record